Molecule: messenger RNA, 4664 nt
Organism: Salmo salar (Atlantic salmon)
Lineage: Eukaryota; Metazoa; Chordata; Actinopteri; Salmoniformes; Salmonidae
Product: tumor necrosis factor receptor superfamily member 6
Biological process (GO): signal transduction; inflammatory response
Cellular component (GO): membrane raft; signaling receptor complex
Molecular function (GO): tumor necrosis factor receptor activity; tumor necrosis factor binding
Source: RefSeq, a predicted model, not a curated record
GUCCAUUUUCCCGUUUGACUCCGCCCCCUCUCUAGAACUCGCGACUCAACACCCUGGCGUCUCUUGGGAGAUUUAAAUGUAUUUUUUUUUUACUUUUACAAAAAAAAUAGAUUUUAAUUUUGGAGACUCGACUGUAUCACUAUUUGUCAUGUAGGAGCGGGUUUGAUCAAGGUGUUGUUCAUUUAAAGAUGGUGUUAGUGAAAAGAGUGGUGUGAAAGAAUGGAUGUCUUGAGAGGGAAAUGGAAGGAAAAAUGCAUUCUGAACGUUUGCACUCUGCUCCUAUUGUGCUGGUCAGUAGACCUCUCCCUUUCACCACCACCACCUCUUGAUAGGACCCAGGAGUUGCAAUGCCUUGAGGGAAGUCAUUACCGCAAUGCUAACGGGACAUGCUGUCGAAAGUGCCAUGAAGGGUUUAAGUUGAAGAAGGACUGCACUAAAGAGGGUGAGAGCCAAUGUGAACCCUGUAAAGAGGGCAAGACAUACCUAGAGAGGAGUAACUACGCCAAGAACUGCCUCCGCUGUACACGCUGUGAUGACAAUGAGGAAGAGGUGUCGCCAUGCAAGAAGAGUAGGAACACAGUGUGUCGCUGCAUUGAAGGCUUCUACAAAAAGAGAAUAGACUCGGUAACACGGGAGUGUCUCCGUUGCAAGACAUGUGGACCUGGAGAGAGAGAAACACAACCAUGUACUCCAGAGAGAGAUACAGUGUGUGAAUGUAUGGACUUCCGAAACCAGAAAAACAACAGGAACUGUCUUCCAUGCCAAAAUUGUAGAUCAGCUGACUGUCAGCAGGAGUGUGCUUCAGGCACAGAUCCCACUCCCAAACCUGAAGACACUGGAUGGGGUGUUUGGUCUCCCUACCUGUUGGCUGCGUUCGGCUGUGUUUGUGUGGUGCUGCUGGUGGUGAUGGGGAUCAUGGGCGUACUAGUGGUCCGACGGAAACCGAAGGGGUCAAACUCCUUUCUCUCUGCUGAGAUCACCUCUCAGGGCUCCGAGAAGUCUACUCGGAGGCUGAUCCAAGAGGACCCAGAGAACGUUCUCAACCAGAGUAUCCCUUCAUAUAGCCCAGUGUGUGAGAGUGAACAGGAGCCCCUCCGGAAGCUACCGGCCUGUGUCCCCAAGGAGAUCAAGAUCUCUGAGUUGAUCUACUCGGUGUUGGACCAAGUCCCUCUGCGUCGUGUGAAGGAGCUGGUGCGUUCGCUGGGUGUGAGUGACAUAGUGAUAGAGAGGGCUGAGAAUGACCACCUCCGUGACACUAAGGAAGCCCAGUACCAGAUGCUGAGGGUCUGGGCUAAGGGAAAUGCGCAGGGAGGGGGAGGGGUGCUAGCACGCCCUCUACUGUACCACCUGCUGGAUAAGCUGAGAGACAUGGACCUGGGAGGGACUGCAGAGGAGCUGGAGACCAAGUAUGGAGAUCAGUAGAGGGAGAGAGAUGCAGACUGUAUAGACCAAGUAGGGGACCCAGGUUUCUCUUCUCUAUGUCGAAUCAAAAGAGAAACCGAGAGGGACCAAGACUAUUCAUCAUAUGUAUAGGAUAAUUAGGGGAGGGAGAGAGAGAUAGGGGAGGUGCUAAUGGGGAGAGAGAGAAAGUCAGACACAUCCCCUUGUCCACGACUUCACUUGUGUAGACCUGAGAGAAUAGGAUUGGUACAGUGUAAGCAAUAUGGUAGUUGUUCCACCUGGUCCAGAUCUGAUAGACUAAGAUGGAAGUGUUGCCAUGCUUUCACAAUAUUUCCUAAUGUAUUUGGCAGUGAGCCUGAUUAUUGAUUGCCAGCUGUAACUUAUACUUAUUCUCAUGUUUUUUUUUGUUGCACAUUCAAACCAAUGAGUGAGGAAUUGCAUGUUACAAAGCAGUUUUAGACAGUGCUGUUUGUAAAACAGGCAAACUUGUAAUGUGUCACACACAGGUAUGAGAACCACACUAAGAAUUUAGUUAAAUGUUGUGUUUAGGGUAAUACAGAUUUAACACCCAUCUAUAGUAUUACAGGUGUAUAUUACUGAGUAUUAGGUGGCGACAGGUAGCCAGUAACUGAAAGGUUGCUGUUUCGAACCCCUGAGCUGAUAACGUGAUAAAAAUCUGUCUGUGCCCUUGAACAAGACACUUAACCAUAAUUUCUCCUGUUAAUCACUCUGGAUAAGGAUGGCUAAAAUCUAAAUGUGAAAUGUAUUAUUUACUAGUGUUGCAGUAGUACUCAAGCUAAUAUUUAGAUAGGGAAGCUAAAAGCUAUACAGAUUCCUUCUGUCUCUAUCUUGCAUUAAUCAACCACAAACAUAUCAAAAAGAUAUUAGCAUUAUAUGUCAUAUUUGAAGUCUUUGUAUUGGUUUGUAUAUGGUUAUUAAUACUGCAUAGGAGGAUGUUGUAUAUUUGAAUGGUUCUUUGAUAAGUUGCUGCUUGGGCGUGAAGAUCAAACUACUGUAGUUUUGCUGUCUUUUACUACUGUCUUGAUGUACAUAUUCUUGUUUUACAAAAUAGGCUAGGUAUGUAUCAAUCUGUCAUAUUUCUUCUCACUGUACCAUAUUCACUAUACCAUUCAAUCACACCCAUCCAGGUUGUCUCUGUGCCAUGGUCUGGUUACCACAAGUGAUUGAUUCUUAUAUCUGUACAGUAAUAGUUGUGUCAGUACUGUUAGGGCACAGACGGGUCUUCUGCAGGUGUUAUCCCUGAGUUAUUGACAUUCCUUAAAGCCCCAUCAUCAUGCUCCCAUUAUUCAGGAUCACUUAGUCAGAGGACACACCUGUCACUCUGCAGGGCUGACUGUUCUCUGGGAGACUUAACAUGGAAACUAGGGAUGGAUAGAGUGGCAAAAAAAGUAUGUGAACCCUUUGGAAUUACCUGGACUUCUGCAUAAAUUGGUCGUAAAAUUUGAUCUGAUCUUCAUCUAAGUUCAACAAUAGACAAACACAGUCUGCUUAAACUAAUAACACACUAACAAUUACACGUUUUCAUGUCUUUAUUGAACACACUGUAAAAAUUCACAGUGCAGGGUGGGAAAAGUAUCUGAACCCUUGGAUUUAAUAACUGGUUGACCCUACUUUGGCAGCAAUAACCUCAACCAAACGUUUUCUGUAGUUGCGGAUCAGAUCUGCACAACGGUCAGGAGGAAUUUUGGACCAUUCCUAUUUAUAAAACUGUUUCAGUUCAGCAAUAUUCUUGGGAUGUCUGGUGUGAACCACUCUCUUGAGGUCAUGCCACAGCAUCUCAGUCGGGUUGAGGUCAGGACUCUGACUGGGCCACUCCAGAAGGUGUAUUUUCUUCCGUGGAAGCCAUUCUGUUGUUGAUUUACUUCUUUGUUUUGAGUUGUUGUCCUGUUGCAUCACCUAACUUUUGUUGAGCUUCAAUUGGCAGAUAGCCUUACAUUCUCCUGCAAAAUGUCUUGAUAAACUUGGGAAUUAAUUGUUCCGUCAAUGAUAGCAAACUCUCCAGGCCCUGAGGCUGCAUAGCAGCUCCACACCAUGAUGCUCCCUCCACCAUACUUUACACUGGGGAUGAGGUUUUGAUGUUGGUGUCCUGUGCCUUAUUUCUCCACACAUAAUGUUGUGUGAUCCUUCCAAACAACUCAACUUUAGUUUAAUCUAUCCACAGAAUAUUUUGCCAGUAGCGCUGUGGAACAUCCAGAUGCUCUUUUGCUAACGUCAGACUUGCAGCAAUGUUUUUUUAUGGACUGCAGUGGCUUUUUCUGUGAUGUCCUCCCAUGAACACCAUUCUUGUUUAGUGUUUUACGUAUCGUAGACUCAUCAACAGAGAUGUAAGCAUGUUCCAGAGAUUUCUGUAAGUCUUUAGCUGACACUCUAGGAUUCUUCUUAACCUCAUUGAGCAUUCUGUGCUGUGCUUUUGCAGUCAUCUUUGCAGGACGGCCACUCUUAGGGAGAGUAGAAACAGUGCUGAACUUUCUCCAUUUAUAGACAAUUUUGUCUUACCGCGGACUGAUGAACAUCAAGGCUUUUAGAGAUACUUUUGUAACCCUUUCCAGCUUUAUGCAAGUCAACAAUUCUUAAUCUUGGGUCUUCUGAGAUCUCUUUUGUUUGAGGCAUGGUUCACAUCAGGCAAUGCUUCUUGUGAAUAGCAAACUCAAUUUUUGUGAGUGUUUUUUUAUAGGGCAGGGCAGCUCUAACCACAUCUCUAAUCUCGUCUCAUUGAUUGGACUCCAGGUUAGCUAACUCCUGACUCGAAUGAGCUUUUGGGGAAGUCAUUAGCCUAAGGGUUCACAUACUUUUCCAACCUACACUGUGAAUGUUUAAAUGAUGUAUUCAAUACAGACAAGAAAAAUACAAUAAUUUGUGUGUUAUUAGUUUAAGCAGACUGUGUUUGUCUGUUGUUGUGACUUAGAUGAAGAUCAGAUCUAAUUGUACGACCAAUUUAUGCAGAAAUCCAGAUUAUUCCAAAGGGUUCACAUAUUUUUUUCUUGCCACUGUAGAUAGAUGGCACUCAAGUUUCUAGUUUUUAAUGUCAGGUGCACAAGUACAGUGAAAUGCCAUGUAUUGGAUUGUAUGAUAUUAGACAGCACUUUUUAACAUUGAAUUGUUACAGGUGAUUUUACUAAAGACAAUCUAUUUUUAUUCUCAAAUCACAUACAGUAUAUGCAGGCAUUGCUUUGUUUGAUUAAGGUAUGAACAAAGUUGAUCAGUUGUCUAUAUUUUUAAAUAAAGAAUCUCUUGUAAAAUGA